This is a messenger RNA of Monopterus albus (swamp eel), 2210 nucleotides long. Its product is annotated as palmitoleoyl-protein carboxylesterase notum1a-like. Bases 1 to 1200 code for a protein of 399 amino acids. The transcript is spliced from 11 exons. The record is from RefSeq and is a predicted model, not a curated record. Gene Ontology annotation, biological process: negative regulation of canonical Wnt signaling pathway; protein depalmitoleylation. Gene Ontology annotation, molecular function: palmitoleyl hydrolase activity. Lineage: Eukaryota; Metazoa; Chordata; Actinopteri; Synbranchiformes; Synbranchidae.
AUGUCGUGUCGUGCUCUGAAACUGAUUGUGGUGCUAAAAUACUACCUGAAAGAAUCUAGAGGCAGCAGACGGUGGCUGAUAUUCUUAGAGGGUGGCUGGUACUGCUUCAACAAGGAGAACUGUGAUAGCCGAUAUGAGACCAUGAGGAGACUGAUGAGCUCGUCCAAAUGGCCACAAACUAAAACAGGCACGGGGAUCCUGUCUCCUCUGCCUGAGGAAAACCCUCACUGGUGGAAUGCCAACAUGGUGUUCAUCCCAUACUGCUCCAGCGAUGUAUGGAGUGGUGCUACAGCCAAAACAGAUCAAAGUGGCUAUGCCUUCAUGGGCUCACUGAUCAUUCAGGAGGUCGUGAAAGACCUGUUAAACAAAGGUCUGGAUAAUGCCAAGGUCCUCCUACUAGCAGGAAGCAGUGCUGGUGGUACUGGGGUUCUGCUGAAUGUGGACCGUGUGGCAGAGCUACUGGAGGGAUUAGGGUACACUGGGAUACAAGUUCGAGGUUUGUCUGAUUCUGGCUGGUUCCUGGACAACAAGCAGUACCACUGCACCGACUGUGUGGACACUGUCGGCUGUGCUCCCACUGAGACCAUCAAGAGAGGCAUCAAGUAUUGGGGAGGAGUGGUACCAGAGAGGUGCAAGCAGACCCAUGCAGCAGAGGAGUGGAACUGUUUCUUUGGAUACAGAGUCUUCCCAUCAAUAAAAAGCCCUGUCUUUGUGGUGCAGUGGCUUUUUGAUGAGGCCCAGCUGACAGUGGACAACAUCCAGCUAACAGGCCAGCCUGUGCAGGAAGGCCAGUGGCGCUACAUCCAAAACCUGGGCAUAGAGCUGAGGAACACACUCAAAGAUGUCCCGGCUAUGUUCGCUCCAGCAUGCCUCUCUCAUGAAGUUAUUACCAGAAAUUACUGGAUUGAUGUGCAGGUGAAAGGCACCUCCUUGCCCCGAGCACUGCACUGUUGGGACCGGAGCCUCCACGACAACAGGAACAACAAGGCUCCACCCAAAGGUUGCCCUGUGCAUUUGAUUGACAGCUGCCCAUGGCCACACUGCAACCCCACCUGUCCGACCAUUCGAGACCAGUUCACAGGACAGGAGAUGAACGUCAUUCAGUUCCUCAUGCACAUGGGCUUUGAUGUGCAGAAGAUGGCCCAGCAGCAGGGUAUGGACCCCAGCAAGUUACUGGGCAUGCUCAGCAGCGGCAGCUAAAGGGACAUGCACACUCAGUAUCUCCAAGCUAAGCCCAAGCCGGGCUGCCUGGACUCUCUGGCCAGUCUCCCAUCUGCCUGAUACCUCCAACUGCCCAUCCACCUUCACAACACAUUCUACCUGUGGUUUAUUCCCCUCUGACCACCUGUUUACUUAAGCCCAAAUCUCAGUCAUACAAAGGGGGUUUGAUUUGUCCCACAAUCCCUUUACUCACAGCUUAGUACUGGUGACAACAGUAGGGGCAACACCAUCCCAAGGCACAACUCUCAAUUUAAAUUAUCUUUUGCUUUGUAAAAGAAAAAUAUAUUACAAAUGUAAUCCAGUUUUAAGGAUAUUGUUUUGUGUCUUAUAUUACUUUCAUCCUUCCAUAUAGAUUAUUUUUACUCACUGUUAAAAAAAAUGAAAAAACUACAAUGACAUAAGGAUGCUAACCUACAUCAAGCCAGAAACAGAGGAGCAUGAUAAGCUGGGAAAAACACUGGAUCAGGAAGGAUAUUUUGUGUGCAAAUUUUAAAAAAAAAAGGCAAAAACAACAAAGAGAGACAACUGACACCAGCACUACUCGAAUCAACUCACUGUAUAAGACAAAUCUGGAUUAACACGCUCUUCACAAAGUUAGGCUACUGAAAUUAAAGCCACAAAGAGACAAAUAUCUGAUCUCAGCUAUAAUGAAAGCAACUAAAAAGAAAAAAAGUCAGAAAAGGGGAGACAGACAAUGCUACACACUUUAUAUUACUGUUGUGACUAUAAUGCGAUAUAAGUAAAAGUCCCUGUAGCGGUAACUCAUUCCCGACAGUGGUUUAUCCUCAACAGCUACAAAGAUGUCAUGAUGUCGUGUCGUGCUCUGAAACUGAUUGUGGUGCUAAAGUGGACCUGGGAAUACUUUUAAGGUCUAUUAACAGUUAUAUAUACACCACAGUGCCAUUACAUCUAGUGUAAACCUCUUUGUCACAGGCCACUGGGCACCUCAGUGGUUCAGUAGUCCUCAGAUCAAUGCAAUUAACAUUUAA